AUGGUUCUCCAUAACCCCAACAACUGGCACUGGGUGAAUAAGAAUGUCACUAGCUGGGCGAAGGCCUAUCUAGAGGAGAACCUUGUUGGAAUCUCCGCCGAGGAGAAUGGUGUGACGGCUAAGAUUAAUAAACUUGUCCGCAUGGAUGGCGACGUGGACGUCAGCCAGCGGAAAGGAAAAGUUAUAACCCUCUUCGAUGUCAAAUUACAGCUUGACUAUGAAGGAACCACGAGUGAGAAAGAGGAUGUCACUGGUUCGAUUAAAAUCCCCGAGGUUGCGCAUGACACUGAGGCAGAUGAGUACGUACAGUUUUUUGUAACCAAAGACGACUCUCAACAGUUUGACACGAGCAUAUAUUCCGAGACCGCGAAGAAGCAGCCCGUGAAAGACCUUGUUCGCUCGAAGAUAGUCCCCCAGCUGCGCGCUGCACUCGUCAAACUCGCCCCGGCUCUGAUCAAGGAGCAUGGAAAGGACAUCCAACAUGCCCCUGGCUCCAACCCAUCCAGCGGCUUCUCUACGCCUACUACCCUUAAGUCUUCCACUCCCCAGCCAGCUACAAAGGCCGCUGACACGGCAGCCACUACCACUACUACCACUACCACUUCAACUGGCAAAUCUUCUGUCAACACCGUUUCCGUAAACGCCUCUGACGAGUUCCGUACCACUGCUGAACAGCUGUAUACUACCUUCACCGACCCUGAGCGUCUCGCAGCUUUCACGCGCGGAGCUCCUCGUCGAUUCGACGGUGCCAAGGUCGGUGGACAGUUUAGCAUAUUUGACGGAAACGUCGAUGGCGAGUAUGUCACUCUUGAGAAACCUGGCCUUAUCGUCCAGAAAUGGCGACUGGCGCAGUGGCCUGAAGGACACUACAGUACCCAGGAGAUCAAGUUUGUUCAAAACGACGUUGACGGCGUCACUGUCUUGAACGUGAGAUGGGAUGGUGUGCCAGUUGGACAGGAAGAUGUCGUUAAACACAAUUGGGAUGGAUACUACGUUCGUAGCAUCAAGCAGACUUUUGGAUUCGGCACAAUCCUAUGA
Messenger RNA from Microsporum canis CBS 113480, 1038 nucleotides. RefSeq names its product Aha1 family protein. The record is from RefSeq and is a predicted model, not a curated record. The transcript is spliced from 4 exons. Gene Ontology annotation, cellular component: cytosol. The coding region runs from base 1 to 1038 and encodes 345 amino acids. Gene Ontology annotation, molecular function: protein-folding chaperone binding; ATPase activator activity. Gene Ontology annotation, biological process: protein folding; positive regulation of ATP-dependent activity. Lineage: Eukaryota; Fungi; Ascomycota; Eurotiomycetes; Onygenales; Arthrodermataceae.